UCCAGGGCACUCUUCCUCACACAGAACUCUGUUACGUCUCUUUUGACUCUGUUUUCCCCGCAAAGUACAUUUAAAGCGUUGUCAUCUGUCAAAUUGUCUCACUUUCCGUCUUCAGCUUCUUUGUAUAUCGCUCAAAUGAUAUAUUCAUAGCCUCUAUCUACUGUGCAUUUCUCUUCUCCUCCAAGUAAUGACAAAAACCCACCUCUACUAAUCAAUAGAAAUGACUGUUCUUGCCUGCUUCCAUUCCAUUUCUUGCUGAAUUUGUCAAAGUUUUCAAGUUUCCCAUCUGGGUUUUGGACUUACUCAAUUGGGUAUUACAUGGUUGUUUCAAAGUUAGCUUCUUUGUAGCAUUGUUGCUCUUCUUCCAUUCCAUCACUUGCUGAAAUCUUUAUCUGGGUGUAUUCUAUUUUGGUCUCUUAGAUUGUAGUUUCUUACUAAACUUUCAGGAUUCUCAGUCUUCAUCAGCGUCUUCUUGCUUCUUUUUGUUUGUGAGAAUUAGUGUGAAUUCUUGUUACCUCCAAUGGCGACUUCUGCUGCAGCCCCUCCUCUCUGUACAUGGCUUGUGUCUGCCUGCAUGUCCGUUUCUUAUGAGAAACACUACACUGAUCCAAAGAGACUGAGCCCAUGGACAAAGAGAAAGAAGUUUGAUUCAAAAUGCAUUAGUCGUGGUGGUGGUGAUGCUGAUUUUGUGAGUAAUUUGCUUACAAACGGUUCUGGAAUUCAAAGUUCUUGUCUCGCAUUCGAGAAGUGCAAGGAGUAUAACCAUUCAGAAGGGCUGUUUGCACUUGUAGGAUCUCAGACGGCCUGGACUAGAAAGCAAAGGAGCAUAAAUCGUCCUGCUGCAAUCUCUGUUUCAGGCGAAACUGUGGUUGUGAGACCUGCAGAUGGGGUUACAACAGAGAAGAAACAGCUUACAAAGCAGCGGCGGGUUGUUGUGACAGGGGUGGGUGUGGUAACCCCAAUUGGUGAUGAAGUAGAUGUCUUCUACAAUAAUCUCCUUGAAGGUGUUAGUGGCAUAAGUGAGAUAGAGGCUUUUGACUGUGCUCAGUUUCCAACGAAAAUUGCUGGUGAAAUCAAGUCUUUCUCAACAGAUGGAUGGGUCUCACCCAAGCUUUCCAGGAGGGCAGACAAAUUCACACUUUACUUGAUUACCGCUGGCAAGAAAGCAUUGGCAGAUGCUGGGAUUACAGAAGAGGUCCUUGGAAAAUUAGACAAACGUAGAUGUGGGGUUAUUGUUGGCUCUGCACUAGGAGGAAUGGGGACUUUUCAGGAUGGUAUAGAAGCAUUGAGGGUUUCGUACAAGAAAAUAAAUCCUUUCGGUAUACCAUUUGCGACAACCAAUAUUGGUUCUGCUUUACUAGCGAUGGAUUUAGGAUGGAUGGGCCCAAACUACUCAAUUUCUUCAGCUUGUGCAACAAGUAACUUUUGUAUACUGAGUGCAGCACACCAUAUUAUCACCGGUGAAAUUGACGUUAUGCUUUGUGGUGGAUCUGAUGCAGCAAUUCUUCCAAUAGGCUUGGGAGGUUUUGUGGCAUGCGGAGCUCUUUCAAAAAGGAAUGGUGAACCUACCAAAGCUUCACGCCCCUGGGAUAUUAAUAGGGAUGGGUUUGUUAUUGGAGAUGGUGCUGGGGUAUUGCUCUUAGAAGACCUAGAACAUGCUAAGAGAAGAGGUGCAAAAAUAUAUGCAGAGUUUCUAGGUGGAAGCUACACUUGUGAUGCCUAUCACUUGACUGAGCAUCAUCCGGAUGGUAGUGGCCUUGCUUUUUGCAUAGAGAAGGCCUUAGUCCAAUCUAGGGUAGCUAAAGAAGAUGUAAACUAUGUAAAUGCAUAUGGUAGUUCAACACCAAGAGGUGAUCUGAAAGAAUACCGGGCCCUUAUCCAUUGUUUUGGCAAGAAUCCAGAGCUAAAAGUGAACUCUACAAAAUCUAUGACUGGUCACCUACUAGGUGCCUCAGGUGCUGUGGAAGCUGUUGCAACAGUUAAGGCAAUACAGACAGGAUGGGUACAUCCAAACAUCAAUCUUGAAAAUCCUGAUGAGGGCAUGGACAUGAAUGUGCUUGUCGGCAUCAAGAAGGAACCUUUGGACAUAAAGGUAGCACUAUCUAACUCAUUUGGCUUUGGAGGACACAAUUCAUCCAUCUUGUUUGCACCUUACAAGUGCAUCUGAUGUGUCAACUCAACCUGAAAUUAUUCGAGGGUUGAACAAAAUUAGAGUUGCUAAAGCUCGUAUUGAUAUUUUUGAAUUUGGUGGGAAAUCCAUUCUAUGAUUGUACAAAUGCUAAUCAAACCUAGUGGGCUUAUUGGAUGACUAUCUAAUGGAGAUGCAACUACUUUGAUUGCA
Quercus robur (English oak) is the source of this 2341-nucleotide messenger RNA. Its product is annotated as 3-oxoacyl-[acyl-carrier-protein] synthase II, chloroplastic-like. The transcript has 13 exons. Gene Ontology annotation, cellular component: chloroplast stroma. Lineage: Eukaryota; Viridiplantae; Streptophyta; Magnoliopsida; Fagales; Fagaceae. Bases 521 to 2167 code for a protein of 548 amino acids. Gene Ontology annotation, molecular function: 3-oxoacyl-[acyl-carrier-protein] synthase activity. Gene Ontology annotation, biological process: fatty acid biosynthetic process. The record is from RefSeq and is a predicted model, not a curated record.